AUGCCACAAAAAUGGCCUUUUGGGGAGAUGGUCAAGCUGCUCCUGGAUAAUGGCGCCGAUAUAGAAUCCCAGGACAAGGACAAGCGCACCCUGCCGUUCCACGCUGCUUCUGCAUUUAGCCAGCCCGACAUUGCAGAGCUGCUGGUCAGCAGAGAAGCGUCUCUGGACGCUCAAGACCGCUUCGGCCUGACGCCGGUAGCGACUGCUUCUUAG
Molecule: messenger RNA, 213 nt
Organism: Colletotrichum orchidophilum
Lineage: Eukaryota; Fungi; Ascomycota; Sordariomycetes; Glomerellales; Glomerellaceae
Exons: 2
Coding region: 1-213 (70 amino acids)
Cellular component (GO): nucleus; cytoplasm
Molecular function (GO): protein binding
Source: RefSeq, a predicted model, not a curated record